Cicer arietinum (chickpea) is the source of this 855-nucleotide messenger RNA. RefSeq names its product universal stress protein PHOS32-like. The record is from RefSeq and is a predicted model, not a curated record. Lineage: Eukaryota; Viridiplantae; Streptophyta; Magnoliopsida; Fabales; Fabaceae.
UAAAUCUCAUCCCCCAAACUCUUCUUCUUACUUGCAUGAGCACUAGAAAAGCCACUAAGAUACUAAGUUCACAAAAAAAAAAUAGAGAGAGAAAAACAAUAAGAGAUAAUAAGAAACAAUGGUAGAGGAUAGAAAAGUUGGAAUUGCAAUGGAUUUUUCUAAGAACAGUAAAAAUGCUCUCAAAUGGGCCAUUGUAAAUAUGGCUGAUAAAGGUGACACUUUUUACCUUAUUCACAUCAAUUCCAAUUCUUCUGAUGAAUCACGUAAUAAGCUGUUAGCAAAAACCGGUUCACCUCUUAUUCCUUUGGAAGAGUUAAAAGAGGCAGAGGUUUUAAGCAAGUAUGGUGUGCAAGCUGAUGUUGAGGUUCUUGAUAUGCUUCAUGCUGCUGCCGUACAAAAGGAGGUGAGUGUUGUUGCAAAGUUGUAUUGGGGUGAUGCAAGACAGAAACUUAUGGACUCUAUUGAAGAUCUAAAGCUAGAUGCUUUGGUUUUGGGAAGCAGAGGCCUUAGCACAAUCAAAAGGAUACUAUUGGGAAGUGUUAGCAACUUUGUGAUGGUUCACUCCCCAUGCCCAGUGACUAUUGUGAAGGAUUCAAGCAGCAGCGACUAGUUGAUCCAUUUCUGAAGCAACAUUUAAGAUUUUGAUAUCUUUUUCUUGUACUGUUUGUACUUAGGCUAAUGGAGUUACUAUUCUAAAUAUUAUCCAUUAGCUUAUCCAAGGAAUAAUGUAAUCGGUGUGCUUUAGUAAUUAGGCUAUGUAAAUCAGUUCUACUAAGAGUAGUCUGUCAUGUAAAAUAUGAAUAAGUACUAUUAUAUGAAUAACCAUGACAAAUUAUAAACAUUUUAAGACAAUCA